UAUUUUAUUAGAAAGUCCAGGGCUUCACUCCGUCAAAAGCCCAAUCUAAAAUAGAAACGACGACGUUUCAAGGUGCCAGAGAAAAUUACUUGUGGUGGGAGGAAAACCCCAAAUAAAGAAGAGCAGGGGGAAUGGUGAGAGGGACUGGAUUCAAGGGUUUUUGAGCCGUUAAGUGAAAGCCUCCUCCUCUCUCUCUCCCUUUCCUUUGCUUGGUGAGCAUAUACAUAGUUAGGGUUUUUUUUUCACUCUUUCUGGGAGAAGAAUAAGAAGAAGAAGAAGAAGAAGAAGAAUGGAGGGGAUAACCGAGGGAGUGAACAACUUGAACAUCACGGAUUCAUCAGCCUCCAACAACAAGAAGAACCGUAUCCAAGUCUCCAAUACCAAAAAACCCCUCUUCUUCUACGUCAAUCUCGCCAAGAGAUACAUGCAGCAAUACAAUGAGGUGGAACUCUCUGCUCUUGGAAUGGCUAUUGCUACAGUCGUUACCAUUGCUGAGAUAUUGAAGAACAAUGGGCUGGUUGUUGAGAAAAAAAUCACAACUUCUACCAUUGACAUGAGAGAGGAAUCAAGGGGACGACCUGUUCAAAAAGUAAAAAUUGAAAUACUGCUGGGGAAGUCAGAGAAGUUCGAUGAGUUGAUGGCUGCUGCAGCUGCUGAGGAAGUCGUGGACAAUGAGGAGCAGAGUUAAGAUGAGAUGUUCCCAUAAUUUUAGCUUGUGUUUACUUAAUUGUUGAGAUUUUUAACGGUUCUAUUCUUGUUUGGCUGUGUGGAGUGAAGCUUACUAGCU
Molecule: messenger RNA, 787 nt
Organism: Durio zibethinus
Lineage: Eukaryota; Viridiplantae; Streptophyta; Magnoliopsida; Malvales; Malvaceae
Cellular component (GO): nucleus
Molecular function (GO): RNA binding
Source: RefSeq, a predicted model, not a curated record